This is a messenger RNA of Frankliniella occidentalis (western flower thrips), 5073 nucleotides long. RefSeq names its product rho GTPase-activating protein 12. Gene Ontology annotation, molecular function: protein binding. Lineage: Eukaryota; Metazoa; Arthropoda; Insecta; Thysanoptera; Thripidae. The transcript has 16 exons. Bases 186 to 4229 code for a protein of 1347 amino acids. Gene Ontology annotation, biological process: signal transduction; regulation of GTPase activity. The record is from RefSeq and is a predicted model, not a curated record. Gene Ontology annotation, cellular component: cytoplasm.
GGAACCAAACACCACUUUUGUAUCGCACUCGCUCUGUUCAGUCAGAGCCAGCUGUGCUCACCGUAGGUUAGGUGAGAAUGGUUACGGACGAAUACCAAACUUUUCUGCUGAGUUUAUCAGUCAUGUUGCGUGUAUUGUGUGACUAAUCGCCACUUAAGAAUCUAUAAGGAUUAAAAAUAUAAUGAAUGGGAUUGACCAGUGUUCCCGGUGAGAUGGAAAGACCUGAACAAGUUGUGCGCGUGCUGUACAAUUUUGAAUACUCCAAAGAUGGGCGAAAUGUUUGGAUGAAGGAAGGUGAAGCAUUAAGCUUGCUGAAAAAGACAAAUCCUGACUGGUGGCAAGUACUCCGCUCUAAUGAAAGGAAGCCAUUUUAUGUACCUGCUGCUUAUGUUGAGGAGGUUGGUAUUGAAAAACCUGAGAAAAAACAUGAUUUGGCAAAUAUUCCCAAAUCAGAGACUAGAAAGUCUUUACCACCGGUUAGAGAUAGAAUAUCAGAUAAAAACCUAUUCAAAGAGUUUCCUGGAAAUGAAGCUAGGGAAUCUGAAAAGUGCAGUGAUAAGAGUGAAUUUAGUGAAUUUGUAAGCAAUAGAACAUGUGAGGUAGAAAAUCAAGAUAUUGUGUUACCUGAAAAUGAAGAGGAAAAAGACGAAUCAAGGCGGUUACUUAAUGACAAACGCAGAUCUUGGGCAGCCGAAGAAUUAGUGUCUGAGCUCACUCAAAUGGCAAUAGCUCGUAGUGAACCAGUUGAAAGUGAUUACGUGAAUCUCAGGGUGGAUGGUGAACGCUUUGUUAUCGCUCCUAAUGAAGAGGAGGAGAUGCGCAUGCCAAACUCUUUGUUUUGGCAAUCAUCAGGUUUUGUCAAAGAGGGUAGGAACAAUCCUAUGUCAUCAUCAGAUGAGUUGGAUAAUUCAGACAGUUUGGGUCAAAGUAAUUGUGUUGCCUGGCAGAGUAAAUAUUCAUUGUCCUCAGAGGGAGAUAAGACUGACGAGUCCAUCCAGAGCUUUCAUUCCUUAGGGAAUGAGUCUGUCUCUAGCCGCCAUUGGCGUGAAGAUCAACCCGGAGAUCGCACCGGCUCCUCCCCAUAUGCCCAGGUUAUCUGCACGACCUCCUCCAGCUCCAUCGGCACAUCGGGUUUGAAACUCUCUGACUCAUUGGAGAAGCUCGCCCAACAGAUCAAGUUCCCCAUCGAGGAGCCGUCUGUCGCGAUGGUGGCGCCCAUCGCUCCGCCACGAGAGUACGAGGCACCCGUCUACGAGAACGUGCAGCCUUGUAGCGAGCAGGAUGGUGACCAGGAUGGGGACGAGGAGAAGCUGAGGACGCUGCGUGAACGCCUGCUCCAGUCGAACCUGGGCUGCGUGGCUGCCCCACAGCGCCACAUCACGAGGCACCUUGCGAAGCACGGCGACGAGUGUGAUUUGGGCGACGAGCAAUCCAGGGACGAAAGUGAGGACAACAGCGAGGGCGAUGUAGCCCUCUCCACGGACAGGGAGGAACCCCCGCUGGAGGACAGCACGGACAGGGAGGAAGCCCCUACGGAGGACAGCGCGGACAUAGAGCAGGCCCCGCUGGAGGGCAGCGCAGACAGGGAAGACCCCCCGCCGGAGGAGGUCGCCGAGGACGCUAAGAAUGAGGACGAAUCACAGACUCACAGCUGUGCCCCCCGGCCGGGCGAGCGGGUGGCGGGGCGGCCGUUGUUGGAGGGCAUAGUGGAUGUGAAGCAAAAGAUCGCGCUGUGGAACAACAGUGGCGCUGACAGCGAGCGCCAGGACCGGUUUGACGAGGACGGGCAGGGUAGGCCCAGGAGGGUGCGUGCCUUCCGGGCCCUGGGCGUCGUCAAGUCGGCGUCCGAGUCCAGGGUGUCAGCUCUGGUGAACCGGCACGGCCGCGCCCGGCCCGGCCUGCACAUCCCGCCGGACAGUCGCAGCGCGAGUCGCAGCGGCAGCGAGGAGUUCUUGGACUCUGCGGCGGGCUCGCCCUUCGGGGCCUCGCCCGGCUCCGAGGCUGGGGCGGUGGCCAGCAUGCGCCAGCGGCUGCAGCUCAACCCCGAGGGAGACAACCUGGACGCCAGCGACAGCGGGCUCUCCAACAAGUCGGACGAGCUCCUGGACGGGAGGCGCCGGAGGACGCCGCUCAUGAGGAGUCGUCGGGUGGAGUCUUGUCGCCGCUUCCAGAGGGUUGCGCCGGGCUUGGGCGGCACCCCGUCGGCGCCCGCCGCACCCGGCGUGCCCCGCCCCCAGUCGCCGCCCCCGCCUUCCCCGGGGCAGGAGGCGGCGAGGCUCCUGUCCGCCGGCUGGGCCGAGUUCAGGACGGCGGACGGACGGUCGUUCUACUACCACGCGGCCACGGGGCAGCGGCGCUGGAAGCCACCUCGGCGGCGGCCUCGUCAGGACUCUGCGCGGUCGGCGAGCUCCAGCCCCCUGCAGGGCGACGAGGCGGACGCCGAGGACUGCGACGCGGACCCGCCCCCGGACGCUGCGCCCGGCCCGCUCCCCGAGGGAUGGCGCGCCUACAUGGACCCGAGCGGCCAGAUCUACUACUUCGUUCACCCGCACCUCGGCGCCAAGUGGUUUUCUUCUACUGACAAUAAGGGGCGAGUGUACUUCUUUGAAGAAAAUAGUUGUGAAUCUUCUUGGAUCCUUCCUGAUGUUAAUUCUUCUGUCACCCAGGAAUCAACUUUUGAAGAUGAGGGUUGCCGGCAAGUUGACGAUCCUGUUUUAUCUUCAACUCCAAGAGAUGAUGAGAGAGAUAGGCAUGUCAAACCAGAAAGAAGUGAGAAGCAAGAAAAGUUGUCACUACGAACAACUAAGUCACGAUCCAUGGUCAUAGUUGACAGCGGUGUUAAUAAAGAUAUAAAAAAUAUUCCUUCGCCCCGAAAUUGGCCUAAACUUCUUGAUGAUGGUGAUAUGUGUGUUCUGAAAGAAGGCCCAAUGUACCGGACAAAAAUUACUGAAAAUGGGAAAAAAUUACGCAAGAACUGGGCCUCGAGCCAUGUUGUGUUAACUGAACUAUUUCUUCUGUUAUUCCGGGAUGUUAAAGCAUUCGCUGCUAUGAAAUCUUCAAAUCAAGGUAUUGGUGGGCCAAGACCAGAAUUGUGUGUGGAUCUAAAUGGAGCCCUCAUCGAUCAGGUCGACCGUGGUGAUAAGGCCUCGGUCACAAGUAGAAAAAAUGUGUUUUUAGUAAGCACAGUUUUGGGUUUGCAAGUUCUAUUCCAGUGUGACUGUAGUCAACAGGCAGAAGAGUGGUUUAAUGCAGUUCACACUGCAAUUCAUAAUUUGCCUUCAGGAUUUGAUAGUUGUCCACGAUUAAAGGUAACUAAAGAAAUGGAUCGUUUGUUUGCUGAAUCACAUUCACCUGAACAAACCAAGAAGUUUCCUCGUAUUGGCCGUUCCAAAUCGGUCAAAAGGACUCAAAGUGAAGCAGAGGGCUACAGCCUGCUGGCAACAUUGUCCUACUGUGGAACCAACAACAUGAGUUUGCCAUGGCGGCAGAGCUGGAAAGUUAAAAACAAAGAUGGUAGCAUUGAAGACUUAACAGUGAGUGUAGCAGAACGCCAAACAAAAAUCAGAGCCCGUCUUAAAAAAUUUUUUAAUCGCCGACCAACAAUGGAGUUUUUAGUAAAAAAAGGAAUUUGGAAAGAUGAACCAGCAUUUGGCAGUUAUCUUGAACAAGUGUGUGGCAGCGAAACACCCAAAGUUCCAAUGUUUGUACAACGAUGCAUUGCUGUCAUUGAGAGCAUUGAAGAAAAUAUGAAGACUGACGGUCUGUACAGAGUGUCUGGAAAUCUAUCUCAAGUGCAAAAAAUUCGACUUCAGGUUGAUCAAAAUAAUCUAUCAGCCUUGGAUCAAGAAGAAGAUGUUCACGUCUUGACGGGAGCUCUUAAAUUAUUUUUCCGGGAGUUAAAAGAGCCUCUCAUUCCAUAUGCUGCUUUCAGUAAAGCCAUCAAAGCAAGUACUCUUCAAAAUAAGAAGGAGAAACUUGCUCAAUUUAGAGAAAUUGUUAAAUCACUUCCUACUGCUAAUCAUGACACACUAAAAAUGUUACUGAAACACCUUCUGAAGGUUACAGGAUACCAGGAAUUUAACCGUAUGCACAUUCCUAAUUUGGCAAUAGUGUUUGGACCAACACUUAUGUGGCCAGAGCAGGAAUCAUUAAACAUGGCAUUAGACCUAAUGCAACAGAACCUUGUUAUAGAGGCAUUCCUACUUGACUUUGAUAAUAUUUUUCGGUGAGACAGUAUUGUAGAUGGUUGUGUCCCAAAUGAUUGUGAUAGUCAAGAAUCAAAACAAAAAAGAGGACAGAAAAGAAAAAGGUUGGCAAUAUUUUUUAUUCUGAAGAGCUUUUCUUUAAUCUAUUGCUAAUCCACAUGUAGUUCACAUUUGCUUCAGAUUAUUUAACAAUCCUGGUGAUAAUACACAUCAGUCAUUUGAAAAGUUUUAAAUGUGGAUAAGUAGCUGACUGUUUCAGAAGGAAAAGUAAGAAAAGCAUUCCGGAAAUAUAUACCUAAGAAAUCUGAUCAUUGUGAGAGGAAAAUAGACAAAAUAGAUUGCAAUUAUUUUUGUUACUAGUCUUCUGAGUCAUUGUUAAUAUAAAAUUACAUACAGUACUUGUGUGUAAAGAAUGUUGUAUAUUUGUGAACUGUUUUUUAUUAUAAAGUCAAUUAUGAAAUUGUUGAAUAGUCUGUAAUUUAUUUUAGCUUUGAAGAUAAUCUAAGAACUGUUUUACAGUUUAUUUUUUAAACUGAUAUACCACGUGUAAAGGUUAUCUGUUUCAUGCAUGUGGCAUGCAAAAAAUAAUGUGAUCUAUUAAUACUGUACCAUUUUGUUAUGAAGUCACAUAGCUACAUAACUCAUAUUUUUACUCUCAUAGUUUUAUCUUGUUGAUCACCAGUGCCCUUUAAGUAUAUAUCUAUUCUUAUAAUAAAAUUCUUGAUUAUAUAUAUAAUUUUUAUUGCUUGAUACAGUGCAAAUGUAGUUUUAUGCAAAGAUUGUGAAGUUUUAGUUCUAAGACUCAAUUUAUGAAUUUCAGAAAACAAGGGCAAAAUUCAUAAAAUAAAGGCAAUACUAAAUCACAAAA